This is a messenger RNA of Cannabis sativa, 2439 nucleotides long. RefSeq lists its product as uncharacterized. The record is from RefSeq and is a predicted model, not a curated record. NCBI's taxonomy places the organism in Eukaryota, Viridiplantae, Streptophyta, Magnoliopsida, Rosales, Cannabaceae. The coding region runs from base 177 to 2171 and encodes 664 amino acids. The transcript has 8 exons.
UCAAGAAUAUCUCCGAACUGUUUUCGUUUCCGUUACUGUCGUUGAAAUCCACCGAUUUGACUACGACGGAAUCCACUGAUUCCGAAGUUCAGAUUGGGAAUUAACAAUGAAGAGAAACUAAUUCCAAACCUAACACUAAGGCUCCGUCGUGGAUUCAAACUCAAUCUCAGCCAGACAUGAACUGUAGCAGGAAAAGAGUGAUGUUUUCAGAUACUGAUGCUGAUUCUCCUAAAAAUUCCAAGGCUCCAAGAUGUGAGUAUACUCUGCAAUUUAGAUUUACUUGUUCUCUGGAGAUGCAUAUGACUGUGUUUUCUUCUUUGAUUUCCAUAAUCUCUUCUGAGGAAGUGAAAACCUCUGAAUUUGCCUUCUUUAAGAAAUUGAAGGAAGAUGCAAGCAAAACAUUUGCUUCUUCUUUAGCACGAAAUGUGCUGAACCAAACCAAUAAUUUCAAUUCAAAGAAUGCUUCUAAAGAAAACAUCAACAUUCCCAAUAAUAGUUGUAAGGAAAAAGUCAAUACCUCGUUGCUUGUUGAAAAUCCUACACCACUUCAGGCUGUCUCAUUUCACUCGCCCUUUGGUAGUACUGGGACACGAAGAAACUCAGAUGUACAUAAGAAGAACGCUUGUUCAACCUUGGAGGAUAUCCUAUGGAAACAGAAAGAUAUGGAAGAAUAUGGUCCCAACUCAAGGUCUGACGGAACUCAGUACAGACAUGCAGAUAUUUUUAACAGGAAAAGAGAGAAACUACUUCGUUGGGUUACAGAUGUCUCGUUUCCUGAAAUUGAUGGGCUCUGUUCGAAGGGGUGUGAUAUUGUUCCUGUGCUCCUCAAGCGGCUGACCCCGGAGUGCAAAGACAUUAAUAUAGUCAAUGAUCAGAAUUUGGGAAGAGAAGAGACUGAUACCAAAUCUCAGUUAGUGCCAUCCUUUGAGUCAGAUAUUUACUCCAACAGACUUCAAUGGACACCUAGGCAUUGUCCGGAACUCGAAUAUGAUCCAUACCUUGGUGAUGAUAUACAACCAAAUCCUUUGUGGAACAGAUCAAGAGGGAGCAUUCUAUUAUUGGAUGCUCCAUUACAUCAUGAUAACGAUGUCCAUCAUUAUAACUAUAUACCAUGGGACUCUGGAUUAGGAGAGUUGCCAAUUGAUCGUGAUUCAAACUUUGUUUUUCCUAUCAGAAAACAAAUAUCUGUUGAAUUCUUAGAAGGAUUCGACAAAUUCAAUCAACCAAAUAGAAAUUUGGUUGGAAACCAAUCAAAUGUGCCUGCAUUGGAUUGGCAUUAUGACAAGGAGAAAUUUGAAAGAACCUUAUCGACUAUUAGUUCCGAUGUAGAGCCAAAUAGUCAUCACUCACCAUUGGUAGCACAGCUUGAUGAUGAUCAUCGUCAUCAAUAUUACUAUAAACCAUGGGAAGCUGGAUUACAUGAAGGAGAAUUACAUGUUGAUCAUGAUUCAAAUUUUGUUCUUCCCGUCACAAAGCACACAUCUGCUGAAAUCUUAGAAGAAUUGGACGAAUUCUGUCAACCAAGUAGAAAUUUGGUUGGAUGCCAAUCAAAUGUGCCUGCAUUGGAUUGGAAUUAUGACAAGGAGAACUUUGAAAGAGCCUUAUCUAUUAUCAGUCCCUCUGAUAUCGAUCCAAAUAGUCGUCAUCGCUCACCAUUGGCAGCAUGGCUUGAAGACGAUGUUCACAUUAAUAAAGGACCUGAAUAUUCAUCGCCAGUGUCCCCUUCAAGUUACUAUCAAAACCAUGAUCCUAGAGCAGAGAUUCUUGAAGAUAUUCAUACAAUACAAGAUUCAAACCACCUUCCCUCGACCAUAUCAUGCAGACCAAACUAUUUCGGUCCACAUAAAGAUUUCUAUAAUGCCACUUGUUUUUCACCCCAACAAGACCACUGGUGUAUGAACAAAUUGUUUGGCCAAAUGCAUCAUUAUCCUCGACAGAGAAAAACUCUUCAAUCUUCUGAACUUGUUCUCAGUUUAGGAUGGAAGUGUUUUCCAGAAGAGAAUCAUUCAUCUUCUAAUCAUCAUGCCCUUGAAUAUCCUGGAGAAAGUAGAAACCAAAUCAGAGAAGCUCCUCACUAUAAUGUGUUUGAUGAGUACGAGAGUUGCCCGAACGAGUCCAGUAGUAGAGGAACACUUGCUCAAUUCAUUUCAGGUAUAUCUUGGCAGCAAUAAAUCAUUACCCCUUGAUACUUGAUAGCUACUUAGAUAGAUAUAUUUGAUAUAUACAAGUGAAACUUAUGUGUUGACAUAUGAUAGUUAAGUCAAAAUUGUUUUUUGAUGAUUCAGUAGAUUUUCAAUAGUUGUUACAUUUUGUCCAUGUUAGAAAUUUAUUGGGUUGAUGGAAUACUUAACCCAUGAUUUCAAAUUAGUGUAAUCUUUACAUUAAAAUAGUGUAAGUUUUGCAACCCAUGUUAAAUAUUACAUGUUCUCUUUGUUUUUA